UGACAAAUACGUAUAGAGUUGAAUAUUUCAUUACAAGUGUCAAUAAAUUUGCUACGAGUAGGUAUCGUACUCACAUUCAACAUUUAUUUGUUAAUAAGUAAUCAAAACUAUAUAAGUGAGAUCCAGAGUCAUUAUACUUCGGCCUGAUUUCAUUCAAAACGUCCAGUAUGACUGCGUAAUGACAAUUUUAUCAGGAUUAAUUAAAAAGCUUAUAAAACAUAACAGAUUACGAAACUGAAAAACCUUAUAAACUGGUUGAAGUUUAACAUAAUCUUACGAUUACGAAAACGUUCAUACUUUAAGGCACUACACGACAGGAUAAAACAUAAGGUUGAACUUUGUCAUUAGAAAUGUCCUUAAAAUACAUCCUUUAAUCAUAUCAUAUUUACACAGACAGGCAUAUGUGAGUGAGAUAAAGAAAGAAUAUACACCAAAAGAAAACAGAAGAAAUAAUGGUAUAAAGACAAAAACAAAAUAUCAGGAAUAAAACAGAAUGGCGGACGAGAAUGGAAAUAUAUGGUGGGAACCAGUUUGCGGUUCCAGCGAUUUUAACAAUGAUUCGGAUACUUGGGCUUUUUGGAGUUUCAGUAUGACUGUCAAUAACACGGAUCCUGAUUUCACUCAAUGUUUUCAACACACAGUUUUAUCAUGGGCCCCGUGUGCUUGGCUGUGGUUGUGUUCAAUAUUCUAUCUGCCUUACCUGAUCAACCGAAAAACUGCCAAUCCUAGAUUGAGAGAGCAUAGCGCCUUGAACAUAACAAAAACGGUAGUCUGCGUUUUCAUAUGUUUAUUGGUGUUGCUGGAUCUAGCCAAGGCGAUAGCUGAGAAUGUAGAUGGUCUAACGCCAAGGGUAGCAAUGUAUAUCUCACCUGCAGUAUACUUACUGACCUUUGCGUUGGCUGCAUUUAUCAUUUACCUAGAGUUCACAAAAGGUGCACAUUCAUCUGGUGUUAUCUUCGUGUUCUGGAUCCUUCUUUUGUUGUUUGGUGUGGUACCCUUCAGAACAAAUAUUCUAGAUGCAAUGAGAGAGGGAAGAGUAACCGACUCAUUCCGCUUUGUAACCUUCUACAUUUUCUAUGCCCUUGUGCUCCUCGAGUUUGUUCUACAUCUAUUUGCCGACGCUGCAGCCAUUCCUGGUAUAAAGCCAGUUGAUGAAGAAAAGCAACCUUUACUGCGACCUGUUGCUGAUACAAAGAACAAAGUUAUUUACAAAAAUCCAUGCCCAGAGCUUAAAGCGUCGUUCAUAUCGAGAGUAACAUUCUGGUGGAUAACAGGCUUGAUCAUCCGUGGCUACAAAAAAGCUCUUACAUUUACUGAUCUUUGGGAUUUGAAUGUCGAAGAUAAGACUAAGAGCGUUUGGCCAACCUUUGAACAAAAUUGGGAUAAAGAAAUUGAUAAAUACAAGGAAGCAACGAGCGCAGUUCCACAUUACAAGUUUCCAAAGCAAGUUGUAAAGGCCCAACCAGGAAGGCCUGGUCGACCAACAAAUGGUGGACCUGAGCAGUCUAAACAGAAAACAGAUGAUGUUAACAUUGACCCGCAUGAAAAUAUAGAUCCAGUAAUAAUGAAGGCCUUUAAAACUGGAUCACUUUUUAAGGCAAUUUCAAAAACAUUUGGGAGCAAAUAUCUACUCUCUGGUUUUUAUAAACUCAUCUAUGAUUUAGUGAGCUUCGUCAAUCCUCAGAUCCUUAAUUUGCUCAUUGCCUUUGUUGGAAGUGGGGAUCCUUUCCUGUGGCGGGGCUACAUCUACGCUGUGUCCUUAUUUGUUGUUUCCGUCUUCAAAUCAAUUAUGUUUCAACAAUAUUGGCACGGCUGUUAUGUUACUGGUUUGAGAGUAAGAACAGCAGUUAUAGCAGCGGUGUAUAGGAAGUCUAUUCGAUUGAACAACGCGGCCAAAAAGAGCUCAACCGUAGGUGAAGUUGUCAAUCUGAUGGCAGUUGACUCUCAGAAGCUUCUGGAAGCUCCACCAUUUCUUCACAUGGUUUGGUCAGCGCCAUUUACAAUUGCCGUUGCCAUAUACUUCUUAUGGCAACAGUUGGGACCUUCUGUACUUGCUGGAUUAGGCGUGACUAUUUUGAUGGUACCAAUCAAUGGAUUCAUUGCUACUAGAAUCCGAAAGUAUCAAAUAGCCCAGAUGCGUUUGAAAGAUGGUAGAAUAAGGCUCAUGAACGAGGUUUUGAGCGGUAUGAAAGUCUUGAAGCUCUACGCAUGGGAAGGAGCGUUCCAGGACAAGAUUCUAGAGAUAAGAAACAGGGAAAUUGCAGUACUUAAAUCUAGUGCUAUUCUGCAAGCAGUCAGCUCUAUCUCUUGGUUCUGCGCUCCAUUCCUGGUUGCUCUAGCUUCGUUUGGGACAUUUGUGUCUGUCUCGGAGACCAACAUACUAACAGCACAGAGGGCUUUUGUAUCUCUGUCACUUUUCAACAUUAUGAAUUACCCGAUGUCUAUACUCCCUGCUACCAUUACGUACGCUGUUCAGGCGGCAGUAUCUAUCGGACGUCUUGGACGAUUCUUGAAAAACCCUGAACUCGAUCCCGAUAACGUUAGCUAUGAGUCUAAUUACGAGAGCGUAAUGACAAUUGAUGAUGGCACAUUUGCCUGGGACAAAGAUGAGGAGCCUAUUUUAAACAAUAUUAACAUAAAAAUCCCCGAUGGCAAGUUAGUGGCAGUGGUUGGGAUGGUGGGGUGUGGGAAGUCGUCUCUGAUGUCAGCUAUCCUUGGUGAUAUGGAUGUCAUCAGUGGAAAAGUUUCCCUACGUGGCUCUAUUGCAUAUGUCCCUCAACAGGCUUGGAUUCAGUUCAAUACUUUAAAGAAUAACAUAAUCUUUGGUGCGCACGAGGAUAAGAACAAAUAUGAUAAAAUCAUCAGUGCAACAGCCCUAAAAGCUGACUUAGAGAUACUACCAGGCGGUGAUCAAACCGAGAUUGGAGAAAAGGGCAUCAACUUGAGUGGGGGUCAGAAGCAGAGAGUGAGUCUCGCCAGGGCAGUGUAUCAAGACAAGGACAUCUAUCUGUUGGACGAUCCUCUUAGCGCUGUCGAUUCACAUGUUGGCAAACAUAUAUUUGACAAUGUCAUUGGCCCAAAGGGAGUACUGAAAAACAAAACAAGGAUUCUCAGCACAAAUGCAAUCAACAUACUUCCCAAGUGUGACGAAAUCAUAGUAUUGAACAAUGGUCGAAUCUCAGAGAUAGGACCAUAUAAUGAACUUUUGGAAAAGGCAGGGGCAUUUUCUGAAUACAUCGCCACUUACCUCAACGAGAAUGAAAGUGACGAUGACGAGAGUGACGAAGAAAUUAUACAGCAAAAACAAGAACUAAAACGCUUGGUUUCUCAAACGGGGAUGUCAUCUGGAAAGUCUGAUGGAGAGACUGAGAGUAUGCGAAGUGGAAGCAUACACAGUGGAGGUCGGGGCAGCGUAAGACGAAGACGGUCCAGUCGUCGAAAAAGAACUAUUUCCACAAAAUCUGGUGGUUCUGUUGCGGAGGAAGACUUGGAAGCCAUUAAGAAAUCGGAAAAGAAAAACAAACUUGUACUGGACGAAGUUGCCCAGGAAGGAAGCGUGAAAGCGUCUGUGUUCCUUGGAUACCUCAAAGCAUGUCGUAUUGCUUAUUGCAUCGUUGCUCUCAUUGCCUAUCUCGCAUACAUGGCCUGCCAAGUUGGUACAAAUAUCUGGCUCAGUGAGUGGAGCAACGAUCCACCACUACUUGUGAAUGGUACUCUGGUCCAAGAUAAACCGCAAACCAACUUGAGACUCGGCGUUUAUGGAGCGUUUGGAGCUGGUUCUGCAAUCACUGUUCUGAUUCAGUCGUUGGUCAUUGCACUCGGAUCCAUAUUUGCAUCAAUUACGUUACACGCUGAUCUCUUACACGCCAUCGUGAGGGCUCCCAUGGCAUUCUUUGACACGACCCCUCUUGGCAGGCUCAUUAAUCGCUUCUCAAAGGACGUGGACACGAUUGACAUCAACAUUCCUAUGACUCUGAGAAUAGCAUUGGCAACCUUGGCAUCUGUGAUUAUGACAAUCAUCGUCAUCAUAUAUACCACACCUAUCUUUGUGGUUGUUAUAUUACCGUUAUCUGUUUUCUAUUUCUUUGUGCAGAGAUUCUACGUUGCGACAUCACGGCAAUUGAAACGUUUGGAGUCAGUCAACAGGUCACCUAUAUAUUCCCACUUUAGCGAGACCGUUGUUGGAACUAGCUCAAUAAGGGCAUAUGGAAAGGUCGGCGACUUUGUUCUCAAAUCUGACGAUUUGGUUGACGAGAACCAAAAGGCUUACUAUCCCAACAUAGUCUCAAACAGGUGGCUUGGUAUUUCUUUGGAGUUUAUAGGGAACAUCAUCGUUCUGUUCGCUGGCUUGUUUGCUGUAUUGGGAAGAGAAACGCUAAACGCAGGUCUCGUCGGCUUAUCCGUAUCAUACUCAUUACAGAUAACAUCAGCAUUGAAUUAUAUGGUGCGAAUGGCCACAGAUCUUGAAACAUUCGUGGUGUCAGUCGAAAGAGUAAAGGAGUAUUCCGAAGUUGCAAACGAGGCCCCUUGGGAAGUUCCAGGUAAUACACCUUCCGAUGCAUGGCCCGAGGCAGGGGCAAUAGAUUUUGAUGAUUAUAGUGUACGGUACAGAGAUGGUCUUGAUUUAGUCCUCAGAGGCAUAACAUUCAACGUGAAGCCUGGUGAAAAGGUUGGAAUCGUCGGUCGAACUGGUGCCGGGAAAUCUUCAUUGACGCUUGCCUUAUUCCGAAUUAUAGAAGCAGCUGGCGGGAGUAUCAUCAUAGAUGGCAAGAAUGUGUCUCACAUAGGACUUCAUAGCCUUAGAUCAAAACUCACUAUUAUCCCUCAGGAACCUGUAUUAUUUUCUGGGUCACUGCGGAUGAAUCUUGAUCCUACAGACAUCAGAGGUGAUGAUGAAAUAUGGGAUGCCUUGGAGCAUGCUCAUCUGAAGGAGUUUGUUGUAAGCUUACCUGACAAGCUUAUGCAUCCUUGUAGCGAGGGAGGUGAAAACCUAAGUGUUGGUCAGCGGCAGCUAGUGUGCCUGGCCAGGGCGUUGUUGAGAAAGACAAAGAUAUUGAUUCUCGAUGAAGCCACGGCUGCAGUUGACCUCGAAACUGACGAUCUCAUUCAGAAUACAAUCAGAACUGAAUUUAAGGACAGUACAAUAGUGACAAUAGCCCACAGGCUGAAUACAAUCAUGGAUUAUGAUAGAAUCUUGGUACUCGAUGCAGGGAAGACUAAGGAAUACGACAGUCCAACAGCAUUACUUGCUGAUAAGUCAACUGUAUUUUAUGGAAUGGCAAAAGACGCUGGACUAGUGUAAUUAUGACAUCACAAUGCUAAAAAUGACGGAUUAUCGAAGGGCAAGUCGAUGUAGAAUGGCGGUCGUGACAAUUUAACAGACAGAAUUGUAACAGAAAAGGAUGUACACAUUACGACGUAGAACGUUGAGUACGCUUGCUGUCUGAACAAGACAGAUGCAAAUUAACAUUAUUUACUAAAUAAAAACUCUAAAAUGCAUUCACAUGCAAAAAAUACUAUUUGAUGACAGCAUUUCCGAGAGAUUAGCCAAGGGGACAUUCAUGAGGUAACAUCGGACAAUGUGCAAAGAACUUUCCCUUGGGAAAGGGAUCAACUGAAAUCAACAGCUGUAUAUUAUUGACAGCUGCAAAUAGUAUAUCAAAUAAAAAUAUAUAACAUUUUAUAAAUUAUUCAAAAAAGUAUGCAACAUUGGAACAUUCUAUUUUAAAAGAAUGCGUUUAUUUUAGGGGGAAACAAAAUAACUAAAGUGGAUCUUCGACUCACUUUUCUUUAUGAUUCAUGUUGCCACGGUGACAAACAACACAUCUAGGGAUGUUUUUUUAUAUCUAGCUUGACGUCAUAUUCAGUCAUUACAUGAUGUACGUUGAAACAAUCCAAAUGAAAUGUGAGCUUCACAUCCUUGUUUAAAAAGAUAUGGACCUCAUGUAACUUUCCAAAUCAUCAUGCCAAACUAUUGUUAAACCGAAAAAAAUUAGCCUAUCCAGAAAUAAGUUGAAAUCAGUUGUUAUAAGCAGGGUAAAGUGCGUUUUGUAUGUGUUUGACUUAGUAUCUUAAAAUAUAGUUUUUCCAACGAUUGUCGACAGGAAUUCUUUAUUACUUUUUGAAGUUUGGAUAAACUGUCCCAUGGUUCUUUUCGACAUUCGUGAUCUGUUCAGUAAUUUGACACAAUGGGGAGCAAUGACCUCCAAAAGUGGUUACUUAUUGAUGGCCUCUCCUUUAAAAGGUUGACGACCCCGACUUCUCCUUGAAAGUGUUAUUAUCCCACCGAUUGAAGUUCGAGAGGGAUAUAUAAAACCCCUCUUUUCGUCUGUUUGUCCGUCCGUCCAUUUGUUCGUUCGUCUGUCCAGCGAUACUCAGCUACCGGUUGACGGAUCAGGUUAAGAUUUCAUAAAGGUUUAAAACCUCUUUUCGAUAAGGAAUUUUCACUAUGGCCGAGUAAUUUUAAAGUGAUUGGCAUUUUUCAUAAAAAAUGUAAUACUUGAUAGCUAACUGAGCGAUUUGGUUAAACUCCUUCAUAUGUUUAUGCCUAUGGACAAAAAGGAACUUUGCGUAAGAAUCGAUUUUCAAGAUGGCUUCUGAAUUUUAAAGUGACCAUAACUUAACGGAUUUGAUAUAUUAUGUGCUCAUACCUAGGGACACGAGAGCUAUGCUAAGGAAGAUGGCAGCUGAAAAUUAAAAAAUCACAUUUUACAACCCAUGCAAAUACCAGUGGACGGAAGAAUUUGGUUCAAAUGUUAUAUGCUGAUGCCUAACGACAAAGGAGCUUUCCCCGAGAAGAAAUUUUCAAGAUGAAAGCUGAAUUUCAAAAUGGCCGCCAUUUUUGUAAAAAUGCGUUUUAUAACUAAAAUACCA
Owenia fusiformis is the source of this 6873-nucleotide messenger RNA. Lineage: Eukaryota; Metazoa; Annelida; Polychaeta; Sabellida; Oweniidae. The record is from the annotation of a GenBank genome assembly.